CUUCAUUCUUUUAAGUCAGAUGUGUUUUUAAUACAGGAAUGUGGCCUACCGUUUUUAAAACAGUACAGACAGUGGGAGGAUAUGUGGCCAAAAUCAUCAAUAUGGAGCGGGUCAAAUCAAAACAAGAACGAUGGAGUGGCCAUUUUAAUAAAAAAUCCUCAAGUUCUGGUGAAGGGCAGCACUGUGGAGAGUGCUUUUAGAUCUGGACCGAGCCAUCUUUUAUUUUCUGUGGGGCUCGAAGUGGGAAAGGCUAAGAAGAGAGAUCAUGAAGAAGCCAAAAGAAAAAGGAGGAAAAGGAGUGCCCGAUCUAUAUCUGUUUUUAGGAAGUAGAUACACAACACUGCACCUCAAAAUAGCUACAGACCCAUCCGGAAACCCCAAGACAAAAGCAAUGACACGAUUCUGGAUGGGAUCUUACCUCAGAAAGAUGAAGUUUUUACCCACAGAUCUCAAAGAGCGGGAACCAGUGAGUCCAGUGCGCGGGCUCGCAUUCGGCGAGCCCUCAACAGUUUGGCGCAACGUCAACCAUUCCGCUCUUCCAAACAGACUCCGGGACCUGUCAUGGAUGGUGGCUCAUGAGAUCCUCCCAGUUAGGUCCGUUAUGCACUCCCGGGGCAUGUCAACGCUCUCAACCUGCCCCCGACCUGGUUGUGGCGCGCCUGAGUCGGUGAGGCAUCUGCUCUGGGAGUGCAGUGCUGCCGUAGACCAGUGGGCAACAGCCGGCUCCUUACAAUUCCCGUACUUGCCAGCAAGGGAGGUCCUCACAGCACAACUAGUGCUCUAUGGGGUGAGCCAAACAGCGAUAAAAAAGAAUGACUUUGCCAAGCAGUGGCUCACCCUAGCUGCCAUCAAAGACGCCAUGUGGACCUCCAGAAACUUGCUGGUAAGAAAGCACAUGCAGAUCCCCCCCGUGGCUGUGAUCCGGAUGGCCGCAGCGACGGCCCAAGCGGCCGGAGCUGCUGGCGGCGGGCCUAGGACACAGCCACAAAGAAGCAUCGCCUCUGUGCCCAUUCGGAGGAAGGAGCCGGAGCUACACGCAAAAAGGUCAAAGCAGCGACGGCCUGGCUCUCCGGGUGAGGCAGGUGGGAAUGAGCAUCAGGGUGAGAGUCUCCUCUGA
Messenger RNA from Thunnus maccoyii (southern bluefin tuna), 1117 nucleotides. RefSeq lists its product as uncharacterized. The transcript is spliced from 3 exons. The coding region runs from base 266 to 1117 and encodes 283 amino acids. Lineage: Eukaryota; Metazoa; Chordata; Actinopteri; Scombriformes; Scombridae. The record is from RefSeq and is a predicted model, not a curated record.